Messenger RNA from Cicer arietinum (chickpea), 1177 nucleotides. Its product is annotated as probable carbohydrate esterase At4g34215. The record is from RefSeq and is a predicted model, not a curated record. Lineage: Eukaryota; Viridiplantae; Streptophyta; Magnoliopsida; Fabales; Fabaceae.
UAUUAUACACAAUGACAGAGAAGCAUUUAACAUAGUUUAUUCUCAAUAUGUUUUGGGGAUAUGGUGGCGUAUAUAAAUAAUCCAUUGUGCAAAAAGAGCGUCUCCAUCAUCUAAAACCAAACCCAAAAAAAAAAUGGCUUGGUUCUUCUUGUUAUUAGUUUUUCUAAUUCAAGCAAUGCCAAUGAAGCUACAAGCCGAUAAAAAUAUAUUUAUAUUAGCCGGACAGAGCAACAUGGCUGGAAGAGGAGGCGUGGUAAACGACACAAGAAACGGCGUUACAACCUGGGACGGUGUCGUUCCACCACAAUGUCGUUCAAAUCCAUCAAUUUUGAAACUCGACGCGCACCUUAAGUGGGUGAAAGCACACGAACCGCUUCACGGAGACAUAGACACGGUAAAGACAAAUGGGAUUGGACCAGGGAUGGCAUUUGCGAAUUCGGUGUUGGAAAAAAACUUGGGACUCGGUGUGGUCGGUUUGGUCCCAUGUGCGAUUGGUGGAACAAACAUAAGUGAAUGGGAAAGGGGAAAAGUGCUUUACAACCACAUGAUGAAGAGGGUUAAGGAAUCGUUGCGUGAUGAUGGUGGUGGUACUAUUCGUGCACUUCUUUGGUAUCAAGGUGAGUCUGAUACGGUAAGUCUAAGUGAUGCUCAUUCGUACCAAAAUAGAGUUCGCAAGUUUUUCUUGGAUGUUCGUGCUGAUUUGCAGUCUCCAUUGCUUCCCAUAAUUCAGGUGGCUUUGGCAUCAGGAUCAGGCCCUUACAUAGAGAUAGUGAGACAGGCUCAGCUGGGUAUUGACCUUCUGAACCUGAAAACUGUUGAUGCUAAGGGUUUGCCUCUUCAGCCCGACGGGCUUCACCUUUCGACCCCGGCCCAGGUUGAUCUUGGAAAGAUGAUGGCCGAUGCAUUCCUUCAAUUUGUACCCUCUUCAAAUACAAAUAUGUAUGACAAUGUUAGUCCAAUACGUAACAAGGCCUCCAGUUCCAUAGGGCUUUCUAAUUGUGUUUCUCAUAUUUAUAUGGUCCACUUGUUCAUAACAUUUAUGAUUUAUCACAAUGAUGUUCACAACUUUCUUGUAGAUGUGUAAAUUGUAAUGAGUUUAAUUUUGAUACGCUUUUAAUGUAAAAAGAUUUAAACUAUCAAAAAAUCACAAUUACUUAUAUAUUAGUUUUAAAAGUAA